CAGCAGCGGCGGGGGAUUUCCUGGGCGGAAGCGGCGGAGGCGGAGGGGGUUUCCACUGGUGACCCGAGCUCCGUACCUCGCCGCUGUACCCCUGACGCUGCUGCCCAAGCCCUGUAGCGUCCGCUCCCCCAGCCAGGCUGUUCCCCGACACAGGACGCAAGACGAGGAAGCCUCGUCGGAGGACCAUGAGGAGGCCGGCGGCGGCUGCUCGGGGCUUUGAGUCCCGCAGAAAGGCGCCGAGGAGCGGUUGAGCUGAUUCAUAGGGAUUUAUCGAGGUAAAAGCAAUCAAUCUUGUGUCCAUCGUCAACUGAUAAACAGGUCAUGUCAGCUGGACGCAGCGUUGACGGGAGGGAGGUGCAGGUUCCCCUCCAGCAGGUGGCGUCCUCCCUCGUCCCGCCCCUGUCUGCGGCCCCUCCCAGCAGCACCCAAACAAGCCGUCCGGCCAAUCCCUGGCCUCCGAGCGACUCCUCGCAAGGCGCAGCAGCGGGCUUCUUGCCGUUGGAGGGCGGCUUCACAGAUCGCUUUGUGGACGUCCCCGAGGAGAAAUACCGCUGCGAGUCGUGCCGGCUGGUCUUGUGUCAGCCUAGGCAGACUGAGUGCGGACACCGAUUCUGUCAAAGCUGCAUUGCGCACAUACUCAGCCGUCCCAACCCUGUGUGUCCGGCCGACAUGGAACCACUGUUCAGCAACAAGAUCUUCCGAGACGUUUGCUGCCAUCGGGAAAUCCUGGCGCUGAAGGUGUUCUGUCGUGCUGAAAACCGUGGUUGUCAAGAGCAGAUGAGCUUGCAGCAGAUGCCGGAACACCUGAAUGUGUGCCCCUUCUUGGAGGUGCCGUGCCCGCUGGGCAAGUGCAAGGAACGCGUGAUGAGAAAGGACAUCCCCGAGCACUUGAGCUGGAAAUGCAAACACAGAGAGACCACCUGCGAUUUUUGUCUAGCCAAGAUGCCACUCGCCGACUUGCAGAAACACAAGGAGUCUGUGUGUCCGGCCUACCCGGUAUCUUGUCCGAACCUUUGCUCCUUCUCAUCGCUCCCGCGGAGCGAGCUGGCCACUCACCAACACGAGUGUCCUAAAGCUCAGGUCAACUGCCCCUUCCAGCGCUACGGAUGCACCUACAAGGGAUUGAGCCCGGAGGUCCGGCAACACGAGGCGGCAUGCGCGGCCGAGCACUUGAGGAUGAUGAUGCUGAAGAACGUGACCUUGGAGGGCAAGGUAGAAGAAGUGAAGGGAGAGUUGUCUGACAAGUGCAAAGCGCUUCCGAUGGUCACGUCGCGUCUCUGCGAGGCGGAGAAACACAACACCGAGCUGAGGGACAAGCACAGACACGUGGAGCAGAAGGUGGUCUCCAUGCAGAAGCUUAUGAGUGCUCACUCCGAGAAGCUCCUGGAGGUGGAGCUGGAGCUCCGUUCUCUCGCGUCGCUUCGGGAUGAGCUGGACAAAGUCCGCGUGUCGCUGGAGGCCGUGCGUACCCGACUGUCUUCCUUGGAGCAAGGCGGGCGCUCCGGGACGGGAACGCUCACUCUCGCCGCGUUGGAGACUCAGCAGAACCGUCAGGGUGACAUGCUGAGCGUCCAUGACAUCCGUCUGGCCGACAUGGACCUGCGCUUCCAGGUCUUGGAGACAGCCAGCUACAACGGCACACUGAUCUGGAAGAUCCGCGACUACAAGCGACGGAAACAGGAAGCGGUGGCUGCCAAGACGCUGUCGCUCUACUCACAACCCUUUUACACCGGUUACUUCGGCUACAAGAUGUGCGCACGCGUCUACCUGAACGGGGACGGCAUGGGAAAGGGCACGCACCUGUCGCUCUUCUUUGUGGUCAUGCGCGGCGAAUACGACGCCCUCCUUCCGUGGCCUUUUAAACAGAAGGUGACCCUAAUGCUGAUGGAUCAAGGUCCGGCUCGCAAGCACCUGGGUGACGCCUUCAAGCCAGACCCGAACAGCAGCAGCUUCCGCCGUCCGGCUGCAGAGAUGAACAUUGCGUCCGGGUGUCCACUCUUCGUCUCCCAAAGUGUUUUGGAGUCGGCCAGCUACAUCAAGGACGACACCAUUUUCAUCAAGGUUACCGUGGAUACGUCAGACCUUCCUGACCCGUGAGCGUUCGCCUGCCAGACCCGGCCACACCUGCCCGGCGAUGGGAGAGGAGCCGCAGGCGUGUCUUCUCCUUCUUCUGACUGGCCGCGCCGAGGUUGGCCUCGCCGAAGGCGAAGUUGAGCAAGGCGUGCCGGGAAAUGGGUGCCGAAGAGCCACGAAAAGUGGACGACGUGACCCCCGCGCGGCGCGCGGUGUGGAUGUCUGACGCGCCGACGGCAAAAACAAAUAGGAAAGACUUGCAAAGUGUUGUUGCCGUGUCGGACAGGAAGAAAGGAAGUUCCCGACAAAGCUUUUUUUUCGCUUGUGUUUCAGUGUAGUGCAAUUGCCGUUUUUUGUAAGAGUAACGUUCAGAUGACUUUGCUGACUCUACCUCAUUUAUGUGGACUGCAGUAUUGGAAAGAAGCAGUCACGGAAACGUGACGAUCAAAUCGUGACUGUAUGGAAUUAAGUCAUAGGAAAAUGUCAUUAAAUGAUCGAAAUGUGGAAUUAAAAGUCACGGAAAUGUGGCCUUCUGAUCACUGAAUGGGAAUCAAGCCGUUCUGCAACCAUUCAAAAGUAUUAGUACUAACAUGUAUCUCGAUACAGUAUUGCAUUGCAAAAGUAUCCAUGCUCAUAAUUUUUGGGGUUAAAAUAGAUUUUGCACUACUCCUGAUAGCAGUGGAGGAUAUUGUUGCAUUUUCCUUGAUAACUCACUGGUUACCAUUGACAGCGCUAGACGUCCAAUGCAUUUGGACCAGAAGGGGCAAAAGAAAGGAAGUGUAUUGCUGCCACUCCAAAAUAGAAAAAGUCCAGUUUAAUGUUCUUGCAUGUUAAUUAUCAAGUUUUUACAUUAUACAAUAAUGUAAAAACGGGAUAAUUGUCAUGUACAAGCGUGAUAUUUAUGUAAAAAUGUGAUGCUAUUAUGUUAAAAUGUGAUAACCAUCAUGUUAAAACCUGAUAAUUAUGUAAAAACAUAAUUGUAAUGUAAAAAUGUGAUAACUAUCACGUAAAAACAUAACUAUCAUGUUAAAAUGCUAUCACGUAAAAAACUACCAUGUUAAAACGUGAUGACCAUCAUGUAAAAACUUAACAUGUUAAAACCUGAGAAUUAUGUAAAAGCAUAAAGUGUAAGAACAUUAUUCAUGUAAAAAUGUGAUAACAUGACUGUUAUCACAUUUUACCAUGAUAGUUAAAAUGUAAUAACGUUAAAAUGUGAUGACAUCAUGUAAAAACAUGAUAUGUAAAAGCGUGAUUCAUGUAAAAAUGUGAUAUCAUGUUAAGAUGUAAUAACUAUGGUAAAACGUGAUGACCAUUAUUUAAAAACAUGUUAAAACCUGAGAAUUAUGUAAAAGCAUAAAGUGUAAGAACAUUAUUCAUGUAAAAAUGUGAUAACAUGACUGUUAUCACAUUUUACCAUGAUAGUUAAAAUGUAAUAACGUUAAAAUGUGAUGACAUCAUGUAAAAACAUGAUAUGUAGAAGCGUGAUUCAUGUAAAAAUGUGAUAUCAUGUUAAGAUGUAAUAACUAUGGUAAAACGUGAUGACCAUUAUUUAAAAACAUGUUAAAACCUGAGAAUUAUGUAAAAGCACAAAGUGUAAAAACAAUUCAUGCAAAAAUGUGAUAACAUGACUUAUCACAUUUUACCAUGAUAGUUAAAAUGUAAUAACGUUAAAAUGUGAUGACAUCAUGUAAAAACAUGUAAAAACGUGAUUCAUGUAAAAAUGUGAUAACAAUCAUGUUAAAAUGUGAUGACUAUCAUGUUAAAACGACCCUAUCAUGUAAGAACGUAACUAUUCUGUUAAAACCUGAUAAUUAUGUAAAAACAUGUAAAAACGUGAUUCAUAUAAAAAUGUGAUGACAAUCAUGUUCAAAUGUAAUAACAUGUUGAAACGUGAUGACCAUCAUGUAAACACGUGAUAAUUGUCACUUAAAAACGUGAUGUAGUUAUCACGUGAAUAUGUGAUAAUUAUGUAAAAACGUGAUUCAUCUAAAAACACAAAUGAACGAACGUUUGAAAAAUUACAUUAAAAAACCAGCUAAAAAAUAGAUUAAAAAAGAUGAAUGUAGAAAGUUCAAAAUAUAUAUUUAAAAGGAAAAAAUGGAGGAAUUUUUCGGGUUUAUUAAUUUAUUUGCUCCUCCCAGUCCAAAUAAAUUGGACGUCUCACGCUGUCAAUGGCACGGAAACAUGAGCAUCCAUGUCCUUGUAUUUAGCCAAAUGGCUGCCCCUGCCAGCUGUGCGUGAGUAAUGUAUGUAAGACAGUUGAAAAUAGCAACACAUGAAAGCAACACCAUUCGCUCCAGCGUCAAUUUUAAUUAAAUUAUAUUGCUAACUUAUUGCACAACAGUGUUAAAAGUCCAAAUCACUAGAAUUCCAUAUCCUUACAUUUACACUGGAUAGUUUUAGGUUGCAGCGCUGCGUGAUGCAGUUAACACUUGGUAAGUAUGCAAACGUAUUUUUCCGAUAAUGACUUCAAUCACUGAUUGAGUUUCAUUGCCGAUCUCUCCCGGCUGUUGUUGAAAGUGUCUUGUCUCCGAUGUUUUCUUCGAUUCAUUUUGGAAAGAUCCUUGUCAAACACCUCGCCGGAGCGGAGCGCAGACACCAGGUCGUCAAAUUCGCCCCCGCCAUCUUCCGUGUUGAUUUGAGCCUUCUUUGCUUUCUGUUCCCUGUCCUUCUUCAUCUGGACGAAAAAAAAUGAAAAUUGCUUUUCAGUUUCAAGUCUUUCAUGAUUCCUAUAAAUGAUUUGUCUGUCAAAGGCAGGUAAACUAGGGCCGCUGUGAUUGAUUGACUCAUCGGUUAGCAAAUCAAUCGUUAUUUAAAAAUGAAUAUGAAUAAAUAAAUGUUGAAAUAAAGAAAAAAGAUAUUUAUUGGAAUAAGUAAAUAUUGAAAUAAAAUAUUUUUAUGACAUUAUUUAAUUUUGCAUUUACUCAUUACAUCUCAGUACACCUGAUUGU
Corythoichthys intestinalis (scribbled pipefish) is the source of this 5024-nucleotide messenger RNA. RefSeq names its product TNF receptor-associated factor 3 (gene traf3). Gene Ontology annotation, biological process: regulation of apoptotic process; innate immune response; Toll signaling pathway. Bases 322 to 2097 code for a protein of 591 amino acids. The record is from RefSeq and is a predicted model, not a curated record. The transcript is spliced from 14 exons. Gene Ontology annotation, molecular function: tumor necrosis factor receptor binding; zinc ion binding. Lineage: Eukaryota; Metazoa; Chordata; Actinopteri; Syngnathiformes; Syngnathidae.